Molecule: messenger RNA, 2888 nt
Organism: Copidosoma floridanum
Lineage: Eukaryota; Metazoa; Arthropoda; Insecta; Hymenoptera; Encyrtidae
Gene: Grip91
Product: gamma-tubulin complex component 3
Biological process (GO): cytoplasmic microtubule organization; spindle assembly; microtubule nucleation
Cellular component (GO): gamma-tubulin complex; spindle pole; microtubule organizing center
Molecular function (GO): microtubule minus-end binding; gamma-tubulin binding
Source: RefSeq, a predicted model, not a curated record
UUUAUUUUUCUCUGUAAGAACUUUAUAAAGUAAGGAUUAAUUUAAGAAAACGACAAAAUGAGUGCUAACGAGACGGAAAAUGUGAGCGAUUUACUACAAAAGAUCAUAGAUUCCGUGUGUGGCGAGCAAAAACCAGAAGUUAUUCAAAGGUGCAUGCGUUUCUCUUUAAGUUUGUUAUCUUCAACGCAAGGUAUUGAUACUUUUAAAGAUGAUGAGACUAUGGUUGCUAAUCAAAUCAAAAGUAAAUUGUCACCACAGGAUGCAGCUCUUUUUGAUGAAUUGCAUAAUAAUUUAAAGGAUGGGGAACUAAGAAACCGCCUUGGAACAUUGAAUUUUCUUCUUCAUAUGAGUCAAUCAAGUGAUAGAGUUAAUGAUAACAUGACUUUUCCAGAAAUGAGAUUAGAUUUAAACAUUCCGAUCGCUUCAACAAGUGCGGGAUAUUCUGCGCAAAUAUCUAGUACUCAAGCUCAAGUAGUUCCGUUUCAGCCAACAGACUCAACUAUGCUAGAUCACUCUCUGAACCCAAGUAGAAUUUUUGAUGAGGACUGCAUAUCGCAAGAUAUUCUUGUUCAAGAUCUCAUAUAUUCUUUCCAAGGCAUUGAGGGAAAAAUCUUGAAGUUGGAUAGCAACCGUGGAUUCCAAAUAGAUUCGAUUGCUAGGAUACAUCGUUCUCAAAAACAAGCUGUUCAGAGACUUAGCGAACUCGGAUAUUUAUACAAUAUCAUUCAGAAUGGGCUGGACAAACAUGGCAACGGUGGAAGGGUGGCAGAUAGCUUUGUGGCAGCUCUUCACAAGGAACUGUCUGAUUAUUAUAGGUUUGUCGCAAACGCACAAGAAGAAGUCAACAGAGUUAAGGAUUCUCUAAGUUUGGAUAGAGUCACUCUUUCGAAUCUUCACUUGUGGGUUUACGAUCCUCUGGAAACCCUCAAAUUACUCGCAAGUAUUGUAAGGACCUGUGGUGGUUUGAAUGGUGGUGCUCUUGCUUCUGCUGUGUAUGAAUUCAAUCAGAAUGGAGAUCCACGUGUCAAGAAACUUGUAAAAAGAAUACUAGAAAGUGUUUCAGAGCCCCUUUAUAAUAUGCUUUUAAGAUGGAUAACAGAUGGUGAACUGGAUGACCCAUACAAAGAAUUUUUCAUAGAGUCAUGUGCAGAAGUUGCUGGAGAAAGAAUGUGGCAUGAAAAGUAUCAAGUAAGAGAUUCAAUGGUUCCAUCGUUUCUAAGCAGGACUCAAGCCAAAAAAAUUUUGUGUACUGGUAAAAGUAUAAACUUUUUAAGGGAAGUGUGCAAAGACUUUUCGCCUCUGCAAGACAGAGAGACUGGAAUGUUUCAGAAUUCGUCUGAAAAAAUUGGAGUUGAAGCAUUCUUUGAUAUGGAUCCUGAUGGACCACUGCAAAGAAUGAUGGAUGCUGCUUACAAAGAAACUUCAACCAGAGUGGUUGACAUUCUCACGAAACAAUAUCAUUUGAUGGAUCACUUGCAAGGUAUCAAGGGAUAUCUUUUACUUGGACAAGGACACUUUGUUCAACAUCUCAUGCACUUGUUAGAACCAGAAUUAGCUAAACCGGCCAAUUCUCUGUAUCCGCACAACAUAUCUUCCAUACUGGAGACAGCAGUCAGAGCAACAAGCACAAAGUUAGAUGAAUUGGAUGUUCAAAAAAGGUUGGACAUACAAUUGAUGGUGCCUUCUGAAAAUGAAACUGGAUGGGAUGUUUUUGCACUAGACUACAAUGUCGAUGGACCCAUUGGAACAAUUUUGGAGCCAAGUCGUCAAAUAUAUCAAGGAGUGUUCUUUUCUCUUUGGCGUGCCAAGCGCAUGGAAAAAAUUUUGUCAGCCAUAUGGAAGCAACAAAUCACAUCUGCUAAAAUGUUCAGUAAAAUGCCCGAAAUUUUGCCAAUACAAAAGCAGAUACAUUCAGUUACGAGUAGUAUGGUUCACCUUGUACAUCAAAUGCAGUAUUAUUUCUUGUUUGAAGUGAUAGAAUGCUCUUGGGACAUAUUUGCAAAAAAUUUGAAACAAGCUUCAUCCCUAGAUGAUAUUAUAGCAGCUCACACUAAUUUUAUCCAGUCAGUAAAAAGAGGUACACUCCUUGACGAUCAAUCACAGGAAUUAAUGUUGCAUCUUCGCUCCGUGUACGGACCUAUUCUUGAACUCCAGUCUCUUGAAGAAACUUUUGUUGCGCGCGCUACUGCUGAGUAUCAAGCAAGAGUAGACUCGGAAAAGUUUAUUGAAAAAACGAGUGAGAUUCAAAAACAAUGGGGCUGCACUAAAAGUCAAGUUGCCGAAAACGUGGAAAGGAAAAACACGUUUCUCAAGUAUUUAAGCACAUUGUCAAUUAAGCUUAAAUUGUUGUCAAGAACUUAUCAGGACCGUGUCAAGAAGUUUUUACUAAUGCUUGCUUCUGCAGAAGAUGUCUCUUUACAAUUACUAAGCGUCAGAUUAGAUUUUAAUGAAUACUAUAUAAGCAAGGACAGUCGGUUGGUUGCACCUCUCACUUAUCAACGUCGACGACAAAGCGAUCAAGCUUUUCUCACUGAUAAGUGACCAGAGUCAAUUCAAGAGCAAAUUGGAACGUCACCAAAGUCGGUGCAUCUAAAUAACACAAAACUUUCAGUGCAAGAUGUCAACGGUAUAGAUAUGAAAAUACCAUUGAGUACAGAAGGUGAUCUUGAUGAUUUGAACUUUAAUGUAAUUAUUUCUGAAUCAGAAAUUCUGCAAUUUAAGACGGAUUCAAAACCAAUGAAAAAAAUCUCUGUUGAUGCAAAAAAAAGUGAAAUCGAAAGAAUGGAACCGGACAAUGAUGAUUUGACAAUUCGUGAAAAUCAUUUUUCAGCAGCAGAUAAAGUUAUUGUAAAAAAAAAUUUUACAGCCAAAAGCACAAGCAGCAUUAA